CUACAUCUAAGUUAAGUCGGGGGUUUUGAGUUCUUUUAUUCUUUUUCGAUGAGAUUUUUACCGUCGUGGGUAAAAAUAGACUCGAUCAGCUGAUUGGAUUUGUAUGGAAAAACGUAAUAUUUUUUUGAGAUUUCGACAUUGAUUCCAUAAAGAAACUUUUUAUGAAUGAGACACCGACUGACUUCCUAAAAUUUUGCUAUGGGAGAGACUAUGAAUCAACAGCUUGCCGAGCUUCUUGCAGAACCAUCUGGGGAGUUCGAUAAUUUCGUUCGAAUGUCAUGCACUGAUUUUCAAUACCUGCUACAAAAAAUUUCUCCGAUGGUUUCUAAGCAAGAUACUACUUGGAGGGAAGCUGUACCAACAAAAAUACGACUUGCAUUGACAUUGAGAUUUUUAGCUACUGGAGAUGACUACAGAAGCUUACACUACCUAUUUAAAAUAUCAAGUUCACUUAUCUCACGCAUAAUAAUCGAAGUCUGUUUGGCACUCUAUGAUGUUUUGCAAGAUAUGAUUAAAAUGCCUGAAUCUGCGAGCGAAUGGAUGUCCGUUUCAGAAGGAUUCAGCUUCCCGCAUUGUUUGGGCGCUAUAGAUGGGAAGCAUAUCAAUAUACAAUCACCUUUACACUCGGGUACUGAAUACUUUAACUAUAAAGGCCACUUUAGCAUUGUUUUACUAGCACUAGUAGAUAGUAAUUAUUGUUUUUUGUUUGCCGAUGUAGGUUCUCAAGGACGGAUUAGUGAUGGAGGAGUUUUCAAUCAAAGUAUCUUAUAUCAAAAACUAUCGUCUAACAGUAUGAAUUUACCCCGUCCUAUUCCACUUCCUAAUAGUGACAUAGUCAUGCCUUACGUAUUUUUAGGCGAUGGUGCAUUUGCUCUCAGUACCCAUUUAAUGAAACCGUUUCCCGGUCAUCACGCACUAGGGUCCCCAGAAAGAGUAUUCAAUCACGAAUUAUCCCGUUCUCGAGUAAAAGUAGAAAAUACUUUCGGAAUACUAACCGCCAGAUUCCCUAAAAAGCAACAUUAA
Molecule: messenger RNA, 1023 nt
Organism: Leptidea sinapis
Lineage: Eukaryota; Metazoa; Arthropoda; Insecta; Lepidoptera; Pieridae
Product: putative nuclease HARBI1
Exons: 4
Coding region: 199-1023 (274 amino acids)
Source: RefSeq, a predicted model, not a curated record